This is a messenger RNA of Cryptomeria japonica (Japanese cedar), 645 nucleotides long. RefSeq lists its product as uncharacterized. Bases 1 to 645 code for a protein of 214 amino acids. The record is from RefSeq and is a predicted model, not a curated record. Lineage: Eukaryota; Viridiplantae; Streptophyta; Pinopsida; Cupressales; Cupressaceae. The transcript has 2 exons.
AUGGUAAUUUCUAAUGGGGAACAAACUAAGGAAUUAACAUUGUAUCCUCCUACACAACCUUUAUUGAAAACAAAUGAUCUUGUAUGGAUUGACAGUGAUUUCAAAGAAUCAUUGCCAAUCCUCACUAUUGGCCAAACAUUUGAUACGGGGGAAUGUUCUGAAGAAGAUAUACUUGUUAAUUUUCUCCAAAAUAGAUAUGGUUCUGAUGAAAUUUUGGAAAUGAUGGUCCUUUCUAGGAUGGGUGAUAAUUGCCCUUUUGCUGUUGUUUAUGUUAAAAAUAAAUUUCAUUAUUAUAUUACUGGGUAUAAGGUGUUCGUCCAUACUGAUCAUUCUGCCAUUCAAUUUUUAAUGAAUAAACCUGUUGUAACUAGUCGAGUAAUUAGAUGGAUACUUUUGCUUCAAGAAUUUGACAUUACUAUACUUGAUAAGCCUGGUCAUGGGAAUUUGGUUGCAGAUUUCCAAUCCAUGUUACAACAACAAGAUGUGCCCGUCCUCGUUGAUGACACUUUUCCUGAUGAGAAUCUUUUUGCCAUUUCAGCAAAAAUCCUACGGUUUGCUGAUGUAGAAAAUUACUUGGUCACAUGUUGGUUUCCUCCACACUUCUCUCCACUGGAACGUAGGAAGAUAGUUGGAGUCAGUGGUUAG